GGACGUGACACCUCACGUCAGGAAACCGGAAACUCAUCCUGAACCGUGAUAUUGCGCAUGCGCUUGUUUCUCGUGUCUUCGACCUUUACUACACACCGGUGAGAGCUAACCUCCUCUGUCACGAUCUGUAUAGCAGACACUGAAUCAACCACAGCUCCUUUGGUUGACCUGACCACAUAUCCACAACAUAAUGUAUGCCUGUGCUAAGUUCGUCUCCACGCCCUCCCUGGUCCGUGCUGGAUCUCGGGUACUGUGCAGACCACUCUCAGCAGCAGUAGUCUCAGAUGCCAGGAAAGCAGAGACUGCUUCCCUCCUGGCACCGCAGAGCAUCUCUGCCUCCCAGCAGCAGGUUGCUGUUCGGGGGUUCCAGACCAGCGCUGUGAGCCGCGACAUCGACACUGCCGCAAAGUUCAUUGGAGCAGGAGCUGCCACCGUGGGAGUGGCCGGGUCUGGAGCUGGAAUCGGAACAGUGUUCGGCAGCCUUAUUAUCGGAUAUGCCAGGAACCCCUCUCUGAAGCAGCAGCUGUUCUCUUACGCCAUCCUGGGCUUCGCUCUGUCUGAAGCUAUGGGUCUCUUCUGUCUGAUGGUUGCAUUCCUUAUUCUGUUUGCCAUGUAAACCAGCGAGGCAUUUGAUGUGAAGGGAUCCAUCACAAUGUUAGUAAGAGUUAGCAGUUUGAGAUGCCCUUGAAUGGCACGAUGAUGUCAGCUUGUCGUGUUUCCCAUUCUCGUUCUUUGGUGCUUCUUAAAAGAUUGUGAACCCGCUGAUGUAAGAAACUCUGGCAAACCCAAAUCAUUUUAAAUGAUGGGUUUGCCAUAUAUUGUAUAUUUCAUCAAAUGUUUUUGUUAAACAUUCAAAUAAUAACAGAAUUAAAAUGUUUAAUUCAU
Centropristis striata (black sea bass) is the source of this 885-nucleotide messenger RNA. RefSeq names its product ATP synthase F(0) complex subunit C2, mitochondrial-like. Gene Ontology annotation, biological process: proton motive force-driven ATP synthesis; proton transmembrane transport. Gene Ontology annotation, molecular function: proton transmembrane transporter activity. The record is from RefSeq and is a predicted model, not a curated record. Lineage: Eukaryota; Metazoa; Chordata; Actinopteri; Perciformes; Serranidae. The coding region runs from base 191 to 616 and encodes 141 amino acids. The transcript is spliced from 5 exons.